This is a messenger RNA of Ricinus communis (castor bean), 1053 nucleotides long. RefSeq lists its product as uncharacterized. Lineage: Eukaryota; Viridiplantae; Streptophyta; Magnoliopsida; Malpighiales; Euphorbiaceae. The record is from RefSeq and is a predicted model, not a curated record. The coding region runs from base 1 to 1053 and encodes 350 amino acids. The transcript has 6 exons.
AUGAAGGAAUCAGGGACGGUGAAGGAAUAUUUUGACAAGCUGCUCAGAAUAGCAAAUCAAGUAAGAUUACUUGGAUAUGAAUUUCCUGAUUCUAGAUUAGUUCAAAAAAUUCUUGUAACUAUUCCUGAGAGGCAUAAGAACAGAGAAGGCGUGAGGUGCAAGGGUGUCAUCGAAGGUGCAUUAGCUGCGAAGGCUAGCUCGAGUUAUGGGGGGAAAGGAAAGAAAGUUGAAAGUUAUAAAAAGGAAAAUUCAGGUUUUGAUUCUCUCAAUACGAAUAUGGGAACAAAAUCUUAUUUCUCUCCAUGUAAACACUGUGGAAGAGAAAACCAUCCACCUUGGAAAAGCAACAAUCAACAAAAGACGGUGACGCAAGAGAAUGUGCAGCAAAAGAAUGUUGCUCAAGUUGCUGAUGAAGAAGAGGAGCAGCUUUUUGUAGCCACUUGCUUUGCAGCCUCUAAUUCAAGUGAGAAGUGGCUAAUUGACAGUGGUUGCACCAAUCAUAUGACAUUUGAUCAUGAUCUCUUCAAGGAAUUGGAUACUUUUGUUGUUUCCAAAGUGAUGAUUGGCAAUGGAGAAAAAAUUACAGUCAAAGGAAAAGGUACAGUGGCAAUUGAAAGUAUUUCAGUUAAAAUGAACGGAAAAAGCUUUGCACUUGAUCCAUUGGAGGAGGAGCAAGCAGCAUUCCCUGCAGCAAAAAUCCAUUCAGAAAUUUGGCACAAGAGGCUUGGACACUUCAAUCAGAAAGCUAUUGUGAAUUUGCAGAGAAUGGAAUUGAAAAAAUGGGAUAAGUUGGAUAAAGGGGCAGAAUCUGGAAUCUUUGUUGGGUACAUCUCAGUCUCUAAAGCUUACAGGAUUUUCCAACCAAACACCAAGAAAAUUUUGAUAAGUAGAGAUGUGCAUUUCAUGGAGAAUGAUGAGUGGGUUUGGGAUAAAAAACAAGGAGUUGAAUUUCCUGUUAGAGGUAUGCGGUCACUUUCUGAUAUUUAUGAAAGAUGCAAUGUUGCAGUGCUUGAACCAAUAGAUUUUUGGGAAGCAGAAAAGGAUCCGAAAUAG